AUGAAGUCAUCGGAGAUCGAUCAAGAAUUAUUCACAGAAAGUUACUGCAGGGUAUGCAGUGCUCAGCUAAUAUCGGAAUCACAACGUGUGGCUCAUUACGAGAGUCGGAAACAUGCAAGCAAAGUUCGCCUUUACUACAUGCUCCACCCCAUCGAUGGAGGAUGUCCUGCAAAGAAGCUUCGGUCAGAAAAUGGUAAUGAUGAGGAGUCUGUGGAUAAGAACAAGUGCUGUACGCUCUGUAACAUGUCAUUUACCUCAGCGGUGGUGGCUGAGUCACACUAUCAAGGGAAAAUCCAUGCCAAAAGAUUAAAACUCUUGCUAGGAGUGCAGCCGACUUUAAAAGCCACCGAAACAAACCUGAGUUCUCUUAAGGAGCCACAGGUGGACAGCUCUCCAGCAGUGUCUCCACCCCAUCAGAGAAGAGAUUCUGACAGGUAUUGCCAGCUCUGUGCAGCUUGGUUUAACAACCCAAUGAUGGCACAGCAACACUAUGACGGAAAAAAGCACAAAAAGAACGCAGCCAGGGCUGAUCUGCUAGAGCAGCUAGGGAAGACAUUGGACCUAGGCGAGGUAAGAGGUAAGAGAUUUUAG
Molecule: messenger RNA, 591 nt
Organism: Thamnophis sirtalis
Lineage: Eukaryota; Metazoa; Chordata; Lepidosauria; Squamata; Natricidae
Source: RefSeq, a predicted model, not a curated record